UGCUACAUGCAUGCUGGAUAUACGUGUACUUGUACAUUGUUAUUGUGUACCGCUUGGGUGAUGAGACACCUGUGAUGUGAUGUUGAGAUUUCAGUGAAUUUUUAACUGGGAAAUUACGCUUAAAACUUGGAUAUUUGUGGUUGAAUCAUGGCCAAACCUGUACAUCGCGCUAGCCAAGUCCUGUGGAAUGAUUAGUUGAGCAUGAGAUGCAGAGAUUGAACCUUCAACCUUAAAAUCAAGUGUGCGAGUCAAAGAAUAAAACUUACGAGCAGACUUAAAGGAAUCACACAACCCGUCUCUGAAUGGCAGGCAUUGGAACAUUAAACUCUGCGUUUGAACGGAUGCAGAUGGCCAGUCCCUCAUCCUAUGAGUCCGGUGGUUCAUCCUCAGCGAGCAUGAGUCACUCCUCAAACUCACGCUCCAACUCCUCGGCCUCCCGGAACUCGUCCAUCUCGCGCAACUCGUCAGCCUCGCGAUGCAGUCGGGCCAACCACAGCACGGGCCACGACUGGGAUGGGGCCCACCGCGGCAGCUUAGACACACUCAACACCAGCGUCGCCGAGGAGUUUUUAGAGUACGGCGAGCGGCUCGACCGCCUGACGGAACUGGACAAAGUCCCCUGGGGGGAGCGGCACGUCGCACGGGUGCUGCAGACCGACCGCGUCCGACAGAUCAUCAAAGCCAUCCCUUAUGACGUCAUACAGAGGUUAUCCUACCUCCUGCAGCGUCCCUUGGUCAGAAUCGCCAAGGAAGCGCAACGGCUGAGUCUUGCUUACGGCAAGUGCACCAAGAACGAAAUCCACACCGCGAUCAAGCUAAUCCUAUCCCAACCCUUGUCGGAAGUCUGCCUGUCGGCCGCGCUGCGCGCCCUCUCGCUCUUCCAAAUGAGCUCCGAGUGCUGCCAGGACAGUAAGAAAACCCGCGCGGGGCUCACGUUCCCUGUCGGCCGAUUCUACCGCUGGCUGGUCGACACCAAAGUCUCGACCCGCGUGGACAACCACGCCGCUGUGUACCUGGCCGCCUGCAUGGAGACGCUCAUGGUGGAAACGUUUUGCCGCGCCUGCGUGGACUACGAGAGGUCCGAUGGCGAGCUCACCCUUGCAGUCUUGGAGUACGGCAUCGCCAAUGACAUGAACCUGUGGGGUAUCUUGCAACCAUUUGAAUAUCUGAUCUGUGGCAGGAACUCUUCAGGUAAGCCUGCUUGAUUUCUUCUUUUUGUU
Messenger RNA from Patiria miniata (bat star), 1220 nucleotides. Its product is annotated as ankyrin repeat and BTB/POZ domain-containing protein BTBD11-like. The transcript is spliced from 2 exons. NCBI's taxonomy places the organism in Eukaryota, Metazoa, Echinodermata, Asteroidea, Valvatida, Asterinidae. The record is from RefSeq and is a predicted model, not a curated record. Gene Ontology annotation, cellular component: nucleosome. Bases 303 to 1205 code for a protein of 300 amino acids. Gene Ontology annotation, molecular function: DNA binding; structural constituent of chromatin; protein heterodimerization activity.